Messenger RNA from Saprolegnia parasitica CBS 223.65, 1989 nucleotides. RefSeq lists its product as hypothetical. The record is from RefSeq and is a predicted model, not a curated record. Gene Ontology annotation, cellular component: cytosol. NCBI's taxonomy places the organism in Eukaryota, Oomycota, Saprolegniomycetes, Saprolegniales, Saprolegniaceae. Bases 28 to 1872 code for a protein of 614 amino acids. The transcript is spliced from 5 exons. Gene Ontology annotation, molecular function: asparagine synthase (glutamine-hydrolyzing) activity.
GUUUGACCUGGCAAAAGCCGACGGACGAUGGGAGCGCGGUGGCAAGUAGUCGUCCAGGCGCUGGAAGCAGCUUUACAGCCAGCGGGCCUUGAUCUCGUCGCGCCGCUGAGCGUCGGCGUGUACAACGCAGCGGUGCCAGAGGCGUACAAGAUCCCGUUGCCCGAGACGGGGCUUCUUGUCAUGGUGGGCAACACGAAGCGACUCUGGGAGCCAUUCCUUGCAUCCAUCGACGACCUCGACUGCAUUCCGGAGCAUCCGCUCAACGAGUAUGCCAUGCGAGUUGUGACGCAAGCCGUCUCGACGCUCAUCGACGUUCCCGACAAGGUGUACUGGGUGCACGAGACCGAACCAGGAAAGAUGGUCGCGGCCCAGCGCAUGAUCGUCGCGUCCGGCCUUGCGAAUUUGUCCGAGGAGCUCCACUUGACGGUGCACCCGACGUUCGGGCCAUGGUACGCCCAGCGCGCUGUUGUCGCUUUUGGGAGCGUGCUUGGGCCGACGCAGCCCGUGUUUGCUGCGGCACCCUUGGACAUCGCCCCCGAGGUGCGCGCGGCCAUGAAGGCGCAGCUCGACGAAGCGCUCUCGCUCUCGCAGCUCCCGACGCCGAUGAACUGGACGAUGUGGCUGCGCCCGCGCAUUACCUUUGACCCGAAGCACGCGUUCAUGUACUCGCCGGCACAGACCAUGUUUCACUACUCGAAAUCCGUCGACGACCGCCGGCGGAUCUUGCGAGCCGCCAAGCUCGGCUGGCCCCUCGACAACAUUCUCGAGACACCAUCCAUGUCCGUCCUCGCGUGCCGACACCUGCUUCAAGACGUGCUUCAAGAAACGGCGGCGAAGGCCCCGCAGGCCAUCUUGCUCAGCGGUGGACUCGACACCUCGAUCCUGGCGCAAGCCACGCCGAUGUCGUUCCAGGAUGUGUGUGCAACGUCGCGAUUUGGACCGCCAAUUCUUUCGAUGCUGCGCGGAGGUAUCACGGUGCGUGCAGCUCCCGAGGCGCAAGACGCUGUGUACGCGGCCCGCAUCUGCGAGAAGCUCGGGCAAGUGACGCACCACUGCUUGGAGGAGACGAUCGAGAACCUGCUCUUGCACGCGAGAAGCGUCAGCCGCCUCCUCGUCUCGUUCGACCCGAUGGAACUUCGCAACUCAAUCGUGAUUUACCGCUCGUUGCUCGAAGCCAAAGCACUUGGUUACACUUGCGUCGUGACGGGCGACGGAGCCGACGAACUCUUCGCAGGCUACUCGUUCUUUCAGAGCAUGGACACGGAGAAGCUCGCAGCAUACCGCCUCUGGAUCGCUCGGAUCAUGCGCUUCUCGUCGAAAACUCUCGCAGCGUCAAUGGGCAUUGACGUUCUCAGCCCGUUUUUGGACCCGCGGGUCGUCGCCUUUGCUCUGGCCCGGCCGCGCGACGAGCUCAUUAGUGAUAAGACGCCAGUGCCCGACGGCAACAUCCAUGGCAAGCGGCUCUUGCGGCAGGCGUUCCCAGAGGCAACGUCGCAGUGGCGCGCUAAGGAGCCCAUUGAACAAGGCGCCGGGACGACCCAACUUCGGAAAGGCUACUUUGACGCGUACCCGCCCAACACGUCGUUUGACGAUGUUGCCGCCGCAUGCUAUGCCCAGCACCGCAUCGUGAUCCGCGACCGCGAGCACUUGUACUUUUCCGGCAGUUCCUCGACGCGUUCGACGGCGACUUGCGCAAUGUGCCGCUCUCCCGGGGCGACGCAGACGGCUGUCCGGCCUGCGGGUUUUCGCUGGUCUCCAAGGACAACGACUUUUGCACCACAUGCGGCUUCUGGCCCGCGCGCACGACGGACGCCAACAAGUCGAUGGCCCAGCGGGCGCUCCUCGAUCUUGCAUCGCGUAUCCAAGCGCUAGAAACGCACCACCCCGUCGACGUGUCAGCCUGAGCUCGCAGAGGCACUACAAUACAUAGAUGCUACUUGAAUGUGCAUUUGGACGAAUGGUCGAUGCCCAGACAACAAAUAUACUGGA